Molecule: messenger RNA, 3516 nt
Organism: Porites evermanni
Lineage: Eukaryota; Metazoa; Cnidaria; Anthozoa; Scleractinia; Poritidae
Source: the annotation of a GenBank genome assembly
AAAAGGCACAGGUGCGGUUUCGCAAAAUGUCACGUCUGUCAAGAAUACGUGUACAUUAAUGAUCAUAAAUGUUACAUUCAACCAGUAAUGGAGGAAGAGGAGCCAGAACCAACAGAGGAGGGGGGAGGUUGCAUGGUGGCGCCACCCCCUCCCCUGUUUGUUUACGCUGAUUUGGAAGCAAUGCAAGACCACGAGGGGGUGUUUGUAGCCAAUCUUUUAUGCUAUUCGUCGGCAGAAGAAGAGGACAUUCACGUCUUCGACGGGGAGGAAUGUGUACUUUCAUUUUUGCAAGAUCUGGAUGAUCUAACAGAAGUACCAGGCAAUGAACAACAAAGAGAAGUGAUUGUGGUCUUCCACAAUUUGAAGGGGUUUGAUGGAAUGUUUCUAAUAAAUGAGCUGUACGGCCAACAAAGGCCAGUGGAAAACCAACUAACAGUCGGAGCAAAGGUACUCUCCUUCAAGAGCGGACCCCUAAAAUUCAUUGACAGUUUAUGUUUUUUGCCCAUGCCACUGUCCUCCUUUUCCGUAACGUUCAAUCUUACGGAACUGAAGAAGGGAUUCUUCCCUCAUCUUUUUAAUAUCCCUACUCACCAAAACUACGUGGGAAGAAUCCCUGACAUUGAAUUCUACGAUCCCGAUGGGAUGAUGCCCAAAAAGAAAGAGGAACUAUUGAAUUGGCACGCAGAACAAGUCAGACGAAACGUUAUGUUUAAUUUCCGCAACGAAUUAAUUGCUUAUUGCAAAUCAGAUGUCCAAUUGCUGAAACAAGGCUGUGAAGCCUUUCAGAAUGAAUUCCAGUCGCAGGCUGGCUUCAACCCUAUGGCCGAAUCCUUCACCAUCGCAUCGGCCUGCAACCUCUACUGGCGCAAGAACCAUUUACAGCCAAACACCAUAGCCGUCGAACCAAUUCGUGGUUGGCGGGGUGCAAACGUGAACCAGUCAUUAAAGUGCUUGCAAUGGCUAUNUCACGUCUUCGACGGGGAGGAAUGUGUACUUUCAUUUUUGCAAGAUCUGGAUGAUCUAACAGAAGUACCAGGCAAUGAACAACAAAGAGAAGUGAUUGUGGUCUUCCACAAUUUGAAGGGGUUUGAUGGAAUGUUUCUAAUAAAUGAGCUGUACGGCCAACAAAGGCCAGUGGAAAACCAACUAACAGUCGGAGCAAAGGUACUCUCCUUCAAGAGCGGACCCCUAAAAUUCAUUGACAGUUUAUGUUUUUUGCCCAUGCCACUGUCCUCCUUUUCCGUAACGUUCAAUCUUACGGAACUGAAGAAGGGAUUCUUCCCUCAUCUUUUUAAUAUCCCUACUCACCAAAACUACGUGGGAAGAAUCCCUGACAUUGAAUUCUACGAUCCCGAUGGGAUGAUGCCCAAAAAGAAAGAGGAACUAUUGAAUUGGCACGCAGAACAAGUCAGACGAAACGUUAUGUUUAAUUUCCGCAACGAAUUAAUUGCUUAUUGCAAAUCAGAUGUCCAAUUGCUGAAACAAGGCUGUGAAGCCUUUCAGAAUGAAUUCCAGUCGCAGGCUGGCUUCAACCCUAUGGCCGAAUCCUUCACCAUCGCAUCGGCCUGCAACCUCUACUGGCGCAAGAACCAUUUACAGCCAAACACCAUAGCCGUCGAACCAAUUCGUGGUUGGCGGGGUGCAAACGUGAACCAGUCAUUAAAGUGCUUGCAAUGGCUAUAUUUUCAAGAAAAUCAAUUUGCAAAGCAGGCAGCAACUGCGGACCGCAUCCGACAUGUUCGCAAUGGCGGCGAGCAGACAGUUCGAACCGCAAGCAAAUUGUACUUUGUGGAUGGCUAUGAUCCCACCACAAGAACCGUCUAUGAAUUUCAUGGGUGCCUCUUUCACGGAUGUCCUAAAUGUUAUCCUGUAAGAGACAUAAGGCAUUAUGCCACUCCUGACAGAACCGUUGAAGAGAUGUAUCAGGCAACAUUGGCAAAAAGAAUGGCACUUCUCAGAGCUGGUUUCAAAGUCCUCGAAAUUUGGGAGUGCGAGUGGGACGAUCAACUAAAGAAGAAUGCAGAGGUGCAACAUUUUCUCAGCUACUUUGAUCUACCACCGCCAUUGGAGCCCCGUGACGCCUUCUUUGGGGGAAGGACGGAAGCUGUGGCCCUGCAUGCUGUGGCGGGGGAGAGGGAAGAGAUACGCUAUGUCGAUAUCACCUCCCUCUACCCCUGGGUCAAUAAAAACUGCCAAUAUCCUAUUGGUCAUCCUACCAUAAUAACGCAACCAAGAGACCAGUCCAUCGGAUCGUACUUCGGUUUAGCUCUCGUGGACAUAUUGCCACCCACAGGGUUGUUCCACCCAGUCUUGCCUGUACGAUAUGCAGAAAAACUAACGUUUGCACUGUGUGGUGCAUGUGUCAGAGAGGAGCAAGCAAAACCUAUGUUGCAGCGGACACAUUAUUGCACUCACUCAGACACUGAAAGAAUGAUUAGAGGGACAUGGUGCACUCCAGAAAUUGAGAAAGCCAUCGAAAAGGGGUAUCGAAUCAUCAAAAUUCAUGAGGUGUGGCACUUUCCCUCAGUGCAACGCAAAACAAGUCUUUUCCGCAAUUACGUAGACAAAUGGCUCAAAAUUAAACAAGAGGCAAGUGGAUGGCCGGCGUGGUGCCAAUCCUUGGAGCAGAAACGAACGUACAUACUAGAGUACCAACAACGAGAGGGCAUCCGACUGGACAUCAGCAGGAUUGCCAAAAAUCCUGGUCGAAAAGCAACGGCAAAGCUCAUGCUCAAUAGGUACUUGUUUCAUGUUGCAUUUUUUCAUAUUGUCAUUCCACGCCUUCUCAUUCUUUUUUUCUUUUUCAUUUCUUGCAGCUUUUGGGGGAAGUUCGGGGAGAAAAUGAACAAACCCACCACCGUCACCGUCAAGCAACCUGCCCAUUUGUUCAAUAUACUGAGUGAUACCACGAAAGAAAUAAGUACACUUAGAUUGUGCACAGACGACGUGUUAGAGGCUGUGUACAGCAGUGUCGAUGACAAUGCUGUGAAAGGAACGAAGACCAAUAUCUUUGUGGCGGCCUUUACCACCUGUCACGCCCGGUUGAAACUCUACGAGUCUCUAGACACCCUUCAAAAGCAAGUGCUUUAUUAUGACACAGACAGUGUGGUCUACCGAUGGCGUCCGGGUCAACCCUCCAUCGCCACAGGUGAUUUUCUGGGGGACAUGACCGACGAAUUAGAUGGUGACGUCAUCACCGAGUUCGUUUCUGGGGGCGCUAAGAAUUACGGAUACACGACACGGCAGGGUAAAGUGGUGUGUAAGGUCCGAGGAUUCACCCUAAAUGUUCGCGGCGCAGCUGUCCUUAAUUUUCAGACCAUGAAAGACAAUAUUUUGGCUGAAUUGGAGGAGCCACUGGAUCAUCGCCGUACCACCAAUGUGGUAACGCCUUAUUAUUUUCAAAGAGAUUUAGAACAAAAACGUAUCAAAGUGGUUCCACGCAUCAAACAAUACGGUCUCGUCUUCGACAAACGUGUCAUCAACACGGACACUAAAUGCAGUUAUCCUUACGGCUAU